Messenger RNA from Hevea brasiliensis (rubber tree), 1958 nucleotides. RefSeq names its product protein disulfide-isomerase SCO2. The record is from RefSeq and is a predicted model, not a curated record. The coding region runs from base 123 to 761 and encodes 212 amino acids. The transcript has 3 exons. NCBI's taxonomy places the organism in Eukaryota, Viridiplantae, Streptophyta, Magnoliopsida, Malpighiales, Euphorbiaceae.
CGCCGAUUAUGCCUAAUAUUUUCUCCCUUUCGUUAGCCGAAAUCUAAAAUUUCAUUCUUGUGCGUUAAGUCCAUCUCAUCGUCCCAAUAUCUCUACCUCUCCCAAUUCCAAAAGCUUCUCAAAUGCUACCCAUAAACCCUACCUAUCUCUUCUUCCCCUCAAAUCCCUCUCCUCUCCUCCCUCUACCCUCCACAGCCACCAACUCUCGCCGCUGCUAUGCAGCCGGCGACUUUGGAGUAGGACCCACAUUCCCCAGGUGGUUCCACUUCACAUCCGCUGCUGUCGAUGCUGGCAGUAUUCGAAUUGGCCAGGACUCUGACGGAGCUACUUCUGCGCCGGUAGACGGCUCCUCCACCUCACCUCAGAGGGUGGGAGUUGGAGGUAGUGGCAGCAGCGGUAGUAUUAGGGCGAAUGCAAGAGAAAAGAAGUGGUCGAGAAACCGGGAGAGCUAUUUGGCUGAUAAUGAAGACGCUCUUCCUCUCCCGAUGACUUUCCCUGAUUCUAAACCUGUCCCUCCUGAGGAGAUUGACAAACGGCUACGAUGCGAUCCCGAAGUUCAGGAUUGUAAGGAAGUGGUUUAUGAGUGGACAGGAAAGUGCAGAAGCUGCCAAGGUUCAGGAUUUGUUAGCUAUUAUAAUAAAAGAGGGAAAGAGACUAUUUGCAAGUGUGUACCUUGCCUUGGCAUUGGAUAUGUGCAGAAAAUAACAGCUCGCAAGGACAUUGGUGUAAUGGAGGACUUGGAUAAUGGAAAGCCUCCCUGAGCCAAGGGAGUUUUUCCAUUUCAGGGAGUAUACCUAACAAUAACUUUUAUGAGUAGUAUUUUUUGCUUCUUCCUUGUGAAUUGACCCUUUACAUUUAUAGAGAAUAAAAGUGGCAUCCUCAAAAGCAGAAUUUCCCUUUACAUUUAUAGAGAAUAAAAGUGGCAUCCUCAAAAGCAGAAUUUGGACUAGUGACUCAGAAUUUAUUCUUUGCUUGUAUUCCUCUUAUCUUCUGGAACCACAGCUUUGUUCUUCCUUAUCCUUAUGUAUGCAUUCAGAAUCUUUUGUUCAACGGCUAGCAAGUUGCUUAAGGAAUAAAAGUUAACUUUCUUUAUCAGACCUUAAAUAUAGAAUAAACUUUUGAGUUAUUAAGCAGGAUAUCAAGUUAGAAGUCAUCUAUCUGCUGUUCUAUUGUUGAAGGUUCAGUAACAUUUUGUAUCUUUAAGCUUCUAACUGCUGUGAGAAAAAAAAAGACUCCAUCACAGAAAUGCCGAAUGUUAGCUUUCUAGAGUUCCAGUACAAGCUUUCAAGAAAUAAGCUUCUGCGAAGGCCAUCCCGAUUGUUCUCUUCCUGGGACAGACAAGGCUCUGGUGCUCUACCCUCUUUCCAGCCAAAUUUGAGCGAGUUGAGGCGGGUUUUCAAUAAAUUUGAUUCAAACAAAGAUGGCAAAAUUUCUCAGCAGGAGUACAAGGCCAUACUAAGAGCUCUGGGACAGGAAAAAAUGAUAGGAGAAGUGCCAAAGUUUUUCCAGGUGGUUGAUUUGGAUGGAGAUGGAUUUAUCGACUUCAAAGAGUUUGUUGAAGCGCAGAAGAAAGGAGGAAGCAUUAAUAUGACAGACAUUCAGAGUGCUUUUCAAGCAUUCGACAUAAAUGGAGACGGUAAGAUAACUGCUGAGGAAGUUAUGGAAGUCUUGAGGAGGCUUGGUGAACGAUGCAGCUUAGUGGAUUGCCAGAAAAUGGUCAGGGCAGUUGAUGCUGAUGGUGAUGGUAUGGUUGAUAUGGAUGAGUUUACAACCAUGAUGACACAAACUUUGAUUAAUCAUGAUUAAGUGAGUCUACGUUUAUAUGAAGGCUUAUUUUAUUUGUAAUCCUGAGUGACAUGUUUAAGAAUUCUGCAUUUGAUGCAUGUGUAUACAGGAGGGAAUCUACUAACCAUGUGUGUUUAUAAAUCAUAAUAACAUUUUUCCUUUUAUUCUUUUUC